Molecule: messenger RNA, 1219 nt
Organism: Hibiscus syriacus
Lineage: Eukaryota; Viridiplantae; Streptophyta; Magnoliopsida; Malvales; Malvaceae
Exons: 1
Coding region: 152-1183 (343 amino acids)
Source: RefSeq, a predicted model, not a curated record
UGUUGCCAAUGGAAACCAAUGCUUUCAGCCAUUAACAUCCAUUGUUGUUCAUCCAACACCCCAGUGAAUGAGCUUACUGCUUUGGUUGUGAUCAGCCUCUAGAGGGUCCCAGAUAUGGCUGCAAUGAAUGUAAGUAUUCUCUUCAUAAGGGAUGCGCAGAGUUAGAGUUCCCCUCCCACAUUAUCCUUUCCACCCUCCACACCCUUUGAUUCUCCUCCCAAACUAUCCUUACCUGGGUUCUUGUAACUUCUUUGAACGCCGCUUUAGGGGAUUCGCUUAUCGCUGUGAUUCCUGUGACUUCGAUCUCCAUGGAACCUGUGCUUUGCUUCAAGUCUCCGUUGCUUCCAAUUUUCCUACUUGUUUGCACCAGCAUCCAUUGUUCUUCGUCCAAAACCAUGACGAGGAAGUCAUAAACGAUUGCUGCGGUUGCAAGAAUCCAUUGUCCGGUCCCAUUUACCACUGUUCCGAUUGUACUUAUCCCACCAUCUUUAACCUUCAUAAGAAAUGCGCAGAAUCAAGCCUUGAGAUUCAACACCCAUAUGACCGUAAGCAUCCUCUUACUCUCUUGUCGGCACCAGCUGCUACUCAUCGUCUCGAUUGUAGCUGCUACUUGUGCAAAAUCCAGUGGGAUGGGUUUGUUUAUUCUUGCUCUAUUUGCAACUUUGACCUUACCCUUGAUGAUUUCUUGGCACCAAAAGAAAUCACAUUUUCAAGCCAUGGACACCACAGGGUUCUUUUACUGAAACAAAUUUCAUUUGUUUGUGAUUCCUGUGGCAUCGCCGGAGAUCACAGCCCUUAUCUCUACAUUAUGUGUAACCUUGUUGUACACAAGAAAUGUAUUUCGAUGCCCCGGAAUAUCAUGAUUACACGACAUCAUCAUGUGAUUUCUCAUUCAUUUUAUCUUCAAGAAGAUCAGUUUGAAGAUUGGAUGUGCAGGAUUUGUUACGAGGAAGUCGAUAUGAGGUAUGGUGGUUGCUGUUGUUCUAAUUCGGAUUGUAUUUAUAUUUUUCAUGUACAUUGUGCAACUAAUAAAGCAAUUUGGGAUGGAACAAUUAUCUCGGAAGUCGAUGAGAGGUGCAAGGAAGCACCGUGUGAGUAUCGAAACUUGAUUACCGAUGGUGUUGAACAAAUGAGUAUCGGUGAGGAUAUGGUCGCGGUUGAGAUAAAAAAAUGCGUAUCAUGAUCACAAUCUAAAACUCGUUUUUAGUGGCGAGAUAGG